AUGUUUAGAUCUGUUGCUACUAGAGUAUCUGCCUGUCGUGGGUUAGCAACCAAUGCUGCUCGUAAAUCACUCACCAUUGGUCUUAUCCCAGGUGAUGGUAUUGGGAAGGAAGUCAUUCCUGCCGGUAAGCAAGUUUUGGAGAAUCUGAACUCGAAGCACGGCCUAAGUUUCAACUUUAUUGAUCUGUAUGCUGGUUUCCAAACAUUCCAAGAAACCGGGAAGGCAUUACCUGACGAGACCGUCAAUGUUUUAAAGAAACAAUGUCAAGGUGCUCUAUUUGGUGCAGUGCAAUCUCCCACUACCAAAGUGGAGGGUUAUUCUUCACCAAUUGUCGCUCUGAGAAGAGAAAUGGGUCUAUUCGCUAAUGUUCGUCCCGUCAAGUCUGUGGAAGGAAGCAGGAAUAAACCAAUUGAUAUGGUUAUCGUUAGAGAAAACACUGAGGACUUGUAUAUCAAGAUUGAAAAAACAUACAUUGAUAAGGCCACAGGAACAAGAGUUGCUGACGCAACAAAGAGAAUAUCCGAAAUUGCAACAAGACGAAUUGCUACCAUCGCAUUGGAUAUUGCCUUGAAAAGACUACAAACAAGGGGCGAAGCCACUUUGACGGUGACACAUAAAUCGAAUGUUUUGUCUCAAACUGAUGGUUUAUUCAGAGAAAUCUGUAAGGAAGUCUACGAAUCCAACAAAGACAAAUAUGGCCAAAUUAAAUACAACGAACAAAUUGUGGAUUCCAUGGUUUAUAGGCUGUUCAGAGAACCACAGUGUUUCGAUGUGAUAGUAGCACCAAACCUAUACGGUGACAUAUUAUCUGACGGUGCUGCUGCUUUAGUAGGUUCAUUGGGUGUUGUUCCAAGUGCCAAUGUCGGUCCAGAAAUUGUCAUUGGUGAACCAUGUCAUGGUUCCGCCCCAGAUAUCGCUGGUAAGGGUAUUGCCAACCCAAUUGCUACUAUAAGAUCUACUGCUUUGAUGUUGGAAUUCUUAGGCCACAAUGGUGCUGCCCAGGAUAUUUACAAAGCCGUUGAUGCCAACUUGAGAGAGGGCGCUAUCACGACCCCAGAUUUAGGCGGUAAGGCUUCCACUCAACAAGUGGUUGACGAUGUUUUGUCAAGAUUAUAA
Messenger RNA from Saccharomyces kudriavzevii IFO 1802, 1116 nucleotides. RefSeq names its product homoisocitrate dehydrogenase (gene LYS12). The record is from RefSeq and is a predicted model, not a curated record. Gene Ontology annotation, biological process: tricarboxylic acid cycle; isocitrate metabolic process. Gene Ontology annotation, cellular component: mitochondrion. Gene Ontology annotation, molecular function: magnesium ion binding; NAD binding; isocitrate dehydrogenase (NAD+) activity. Lineage: Eukaryota; Fungi; Ascomycota; Saccharomycetes; Saccharomycetales; Saccharomycetaceae. Bases 1 to 1116 code for a protein of 371 amino acids. The transcript has a single exon.